AUGUCACCACUCGGAUCGGUGGCCUUGGCCAAUGGCUCCGCGACGCCAAAGAAAGUCGCCUAUUUCUACGACUCUGACAUUGGCAACUAUGCCUACGUUACGGGCCACCCCAUGAAGCCGCACCGCAUACGCCUCGCACACAGCUUGAUUAUGCAUUACGAUCUGUUUAAGAACAUGGAGAUCUAUCGCGCCAAACCGGCCACUAGGGGGGAGAUGACCCAGUUCCACACAGACGAGUACAUCGACUUCCUACAGAAGGUCACCCCCGACAACAUGGACGCCUACCAGAAAGAGCAGGGCAAAUACAAUGUCGGAGACGACUGCCCCGUCUUUGACGGCCUCUUCGAGUUCUGCGGCAUCAGCGCUGGUGGCAGCAUGGAGGGCGCCGCCCGCCUCAACCGCCAAAAGUGCGACAUCGCCGUCAACUGGGCCGGUGGCCUUCACCAUGCCAAGAAGAGCGAAGCCAGUGGUUUCUGUUACGUCAACGACAUUGUUCUCGGUAUCCUCGAACUACUCCGUUUCAAGAAGCGCGUCCUCUACAUCGACAUCGACGUCCACCACGGUGAUGGCGUCGAAGAGGCCUUCUACACGACCGACCGAGUCAUGACCGUAUCCUUCCACAAGUAUGGAGAGUACUUCCCCGGCACUGGAGAACUGCGCGACAUUGGUAUCGGCACCGGCAAGCACUACGCCGUCAACUUCCCUCUCCGAGACGGUAUCGACGACACAUCGUACAAGUCCAUUUUCGAACCAGUCAUUGAGCAUGUCAUGAAGUUUUACCAACCCGAGGCUGUGGUUUUACAAUGUGGUGGCGACAGUCUGUCUGGUGACCGACUGGGCUGCUUCAACCUUAGCAUGGAAGGCCACGCCAACUGUGUUGCCUACGUGAAGAGCUUCGGGUUGCCGACCCUGGUUCUUGGCGGUGGUGGAUACACCAUGCGCAACGUCGCCCGAACUUGGGCAUUCGAGACUGGUGUUCUUGUCGGCAAGCAUCUGCCCAAGACGCUGCCAUACAACGAAUACUACGAAUACUACGCCCCUGAUUUCGAACUGAACGUCCGCCCUUCGAACAUGGAGAACUCCAACAGCUACGAAUAUCUGGAGAAGAUCAAGGCAGCCGUCAUCGACAACCUCAGACACACUCAACCUGCCCCCUCGGUCCAGAUGCAGGACGUGCCCCGCCAACCCUUUGGUGGCAUGACCGACGAAGAGGAGGCCGAACUGAACGACAUGGACGAGGACGAGCAACCCGACGAGCGCAUGACACAACGCCGCUGGGAGCAGCGCACCCGUAACGAAGCCGAGUUCGAGGAUAGCGACGACGAAGACAUGGACGAGGCCAAUGGCAUGACGCGCCCACGGAACGCCAAGAAACGCACGUUCGGCGACUUCCGGCAAGCCGAGGGGGAGGUCGACAGCGGAGCGCCUUCGCCAGUCAACGGCGCCACCGAAGGCGAAGAAGCCCCCGAUGCUGAGCCGAUUGUCGACGCCGACAUCACCCUCGAGAACCCCGUCGAGACCGAGGAUGCGCCACAGGAGGCGGCCCCCGAAAUCGACGCCACCCCCGAGGCACCGAACAAAGACGCCGUAGACGAGGACGGUGAUGUUGGCAUGGGUGAUGGCGCCGAUGCUGAAGAGGCCCCAACCACAAUCAAGAAAGAGGAAGUAGAGGCGGAGCCCACAAAGGUUGCCGAGAAAGAGGAAAAGGAAGACAAGCCCGCAUCCCGCAAGCCAUCAGCUCAGCCCUCUGCAGAGCCUGCCGCUGCUGAGACUACAGAGACUGCCGAGACCGCCGAGACCGCCAAGGCCGAUGAGGCCGAUGAGGCCGUCAAGACCGCCGAAACCGCUGAGACCGCCGAGCCUGCCCAGGAAGCUGUUAAGGAGGCCGGGGUGGAACCAGCCAAGGAACCGAAAUUGACUGAGCCUGAGGAGUCCAAGGCUGAGGCCGUACCCGUAGAGCCAUCGACCGAAGCCAAGGAGCCUACUCCGGAAAAGGAGAAGCAGACAAGCGAGAAGCCUGAGGAAAAGGCGCCUGAACCCGAAGAAGACAAGAUGGAUGUCGAUGAGAAGCCAGCAGACGAGGACGCCAAGAAGGAAUAG
This is a messenger RNA of Colletotrichum higginsianum IMI 349063, 2100 nucleotides long. Its product is annotated as Histone deacetylase. The transcript is spliced from 4 exons. The coding region runs from base 1 to 2100 and encodes 699 amino acids. Gene Ontology annotation, molecular function: histone deacetylase activity. NCBI's taxonomy places the organism in Eukaryota, Fungi, Ascomycota, Sordariomycetes, Glomerellales, Glomerellaceae. The record is from RefSeq and is a predicted model, not a curated record.